UCGUUAAUCGCCCAUUACGCCCGUGACCUAUGGUUCGGUGGGUUUCAUAUUCAGGGCCACAUCUCUCGUUUCUAUUGCUCAUGUAUUGCUGUGCAUUGAAGCGUCCAUGCGUGUCUGCGCUGUUGAGCCUCUCUACGCAUGUCCACGUUACUACGCUCCCUAUUGCAUUGUGUGCACCACGUUGUCGUGGAAGCAUGUCAGGCUGCCAGCGGACAACGUCAGAUACUUCAACGUGUUGACCUCAUGCGCUAACUCCAUGCGUUGUCCACACGCUCUCGAACGACACAUAGACCACACUUGCUUGGGCUGCGCAGUGGCUCUUCGGUUCAUACGGCUCGCUCAAAAAACAGUGCCCCAAGGAGUCUCUAUGGAGUCCAAAUCCAUGUCGCCGCAGAUUGAGUCGCGAGUGAGAUGCCGGACCUGGAGUGUUGACAGGCUGUGUCCUGUACCGAUGGACGGAAAUCUGUAUCAUAUGCAACAGGUUCGGAGCAACGAACAGACGGAGUGCCGACACACAGAGCAGAGAAUUGCUCUUCCUGUACUCUUCGUUCUUCACUAUAAGCUUCACCUUUUGCGAUGAAGUUUAGACCAUGUUCUGUGCAAAUCCUGAUUUUUUCUCAUGAUCGGAACACAUCGGUUUAGGCAAGAUCAAAGCUGGACCAGAAAUCCACAUGCUGCUUGCACACGAGUGCAUACAG
Molecule: messenger RNA, 698 nt
Organism: Aureobasidium subglaciale EXF-2481
Lineage: Eukaryota; Fungi; Ascomycota; Dothideomycetes; Dothideales; Saccotheciaceae
Exons: 1
Coding region: 107-580 (157 amino acids)
Source: RefSeq, a predicted model, not a curated record